Messenger RNA from Zea mays, 3457 nucleotides. RefSeq names its product Protein IQ-DOMAIN 32. Gene Ontology annotation, molecular function: protein binding. The coding region runs from base 476 to 3136 and encodes 886 amino acids. The transcript has 6 exons. Lineage: Eukaryota; Viridiplantae; Streptophyta; Magnoliopsida; Poales; Poaceae. The record is from RefSeq and is a predicted model, not a curated record.
UAUUUUAUUUACUUUUCUAUGAACAAUGUAAACCAAAUAACUAAUACUAAUAAAAAACUACUAGGUUAAUUUGAUUUAAGGAAAGUGAAGAUUUUGAAUAAAUCACCGCGAGGUUGAAUCUAUAAGAAAAAAAAUGGAAGUACACUGAAUUUUCUUUUUAAAGUCUAAUCUCUACUAUCUCUAGUCUAGUCUGGAGAAAGAAACGCACUGGGAAGGAGCGGAAAGAGCAGCGGAGGGCCCGAGGAGCGAGGAGGCCUCCAACUCCAAAAAAAUAUUAAAAACGCCGUGCAGAGGUGCACAGGCACAGCCGCAAGCGAACGAGCCAGCGUAGAAGGAGCAGAGCGGCCAUCCACUGCCGUCCUGUUCCGCCCCCAGACGGCUCCAGAAACGCACGGGCGUGCGCGCGCCCGCGGAGCAGAGCUGAUCGACUGACUUGUCUGACUGAGACCGCGGCCGGCCGUGAUCCGCCCGCUCCAUGGCGCGCUCCAAGAACGGCUGCCUCAAGAUCCUCGUCUGCGCCGGCUCCAGCUCCGAUCCCUCCGCCGGCUCCGACGCCGACGCCGCCGACCACCCCGACGAGAACAAGGCCAUAUCAGAUAAAAGCAUAUGGAGCUUUCGUAGGAGAUCUACAAGGCAUCGAGUUUUGAAGAACUCUGAUAUCUCAGAACCUGAAACUGUUAGUUCCAGCAAAGCGAAGGCUGACAUUGCACCAAACAACAAUGUUUAUACUUCAACAUAUUCUUUUGCCUCGGAGAAGCCUCUGCAACAUAACAAGCCAAAUGAAAAUGUUCUGCAUCAAGAGAAACCAGAGGAAAUGCCUUUGCAUCAAGAUAGCUCCGAAAAGCUGAUGGAGAAGCCAAUUGAAAAGCAUAUUGACAAACUUAUGGAAGAACCUGCUGACCAGAUAAUUGAAAAAUCAAUUGAACUACCUACUCAAAAGAUAACUGAAACACCAACUGAUGAGCCAGCUGAAAAAAUAAAUGAAACACCAACUGGAGAACCAGCUGAAAAAAUAAUAGAGGCGGCAUCUGAAAAUACAGAAGGGACAAUAAAAAAUGCAACCGAAGAGACACAUGAAAUGGCAGUUGAGGAACUAAUUGAAGAGCCAGAAGAAACUAUUUCUGUUUCAUCAACUGGGCUAAAGCAGGGGGAAAACACCUCACUUGUUGAAGGAAGCAGUGCAGACGAUGAGGAAGAUCAUUUGGAGUGUGCAGCUACUAAUCUUCAGCCUGGCAAUGACACUUGCCUUGAAAGGGAAGAGGUACUGAACCAGAAGGAUCUGGUGAAACUGCAAGCUGUUAUACGUGGACAUCUAGUUAGAAAGCAGGCUUUAGAAUCUUUACAAUGUUUGCUUGCGAUUAUUAAAAUUCAAGGGUUAAUCAGGGCUCAUCAAGCACAACAUUCACCAGGAAUGAUUCAGGAGACUAUUGUUCAUUCUUCAGGUGAGAAAUUGCUUCGCAAUGGAUUUGCUCUCAAGCUCAUGGACAACAUGUCGACGUCAAAAUCCAUUUGCAUAAAAUGUGAUCCUUCAGAAUCUGAUGUUACAUGGGAAUGGAUGGAGAGGUGGACAACCUUAAUUCCACCAAUCACUGUGGUGCACGUGCCAGAGCAUAAAGAAAAUAGUGAGUUGAUGGGUGAAACUGUGACCGAACAAGUGACUGAACAUGCUCAGUGUGAUGAAGACAUUGUUGCUUUGGACUCAGACAUAUGUUUCCCCAAGUUGGUGGCUGAUGACGUGAAAGAAACAGUAGAGACAUCUGAAUCUAGUACCUUGGAGGCUCCAGUGAGUGUUCCAGAUGAAACCCCAAAGAUGGAAAUGAAACAUGAUACUGAAUCAGAGUUGAUCGAAACUACUAAUGUUGACGCUGAGCAAGUAACUGACCAAAAGGCUGAAAAUGAUGUGGACAAGGCUUUUAUGUCCUUGAAUCAACAAUAUACCCAAGCAGAUGCAUCGAGGGAUCCCUGUCCACUUUCUGAAAAAUUUGAAUCAUCCAAGGAGGACAGUGGCGAUGCGUACAAUUCUGAGCAGACACUGGAGAUGGAAGGUAAAAGGUUUGUGGUGAGAAAGUCAUGCAAUCCAGCAUUUGCUGCUGCACAAUUGAAAUUUGAAGAGCUGAGUACAAAUUCGACAGUCAGCAGGUCCAGCAGCUUGUCACAUCUGGAUGGGGCGAGCAAGUCAAGGGUUCACGCUCCUAGUUCGCAAGAAGAUUGCUCCUCAAAGCAAGAUGGCACAGGCAUGCCAGAUAGAUCGGUUGGUCAUGAUACUAAAAUGAUUAUUGCUGCAUCAGAAUGUGGGACUGAGAUAUCAAUUUCAUCCACACUGGACUCACCAGAUAGAUCAGAAGGUGACGGUGGGGAGAUCGUGUUGGAGAUUGGAGCUCUGGAAAAUAGAAACUAUGUCACCAGCAAAGCUGAUAAUGACUUCAAUACUGUCCAUCCCGAGGUAAAAAAUGCUCCUGAAGUAGAAGCCCAGCCGCAGAAGCAAAUAGAACAGAACGGCCAUGUUCCUGCCCUCGAAAUAGAAGCCCAGCCACAAGACGAGCUUGUUCAGGAACCGCAUGCUGAACCGGAAAUGCCAGGUUUGCAUGAACGAUUGGAAAAACCUGUCGCAUCUUACGCCACACCUGAAGGAACUCCAAUGAGCCGAACGACUAUCACUGAAUCUCAAGAAACACCGUCAAGUGAGGUCUCUGUUAAUACCAAAAAGAGCAGGAGCAAAAAGCCCAAGCCCCAUGCAAGCAAGAGGUCGCUGGCUAGUCCUGGCAGCGACUCAGUCGGCCGGAGCAGCACCGACAACUUCUCAAAGGAAUCAAGGCAUCCCAAGAGAGAGAGCUCAAGCAAGGCUGCUAAAUCCGACCACGUCGAACAAGAACCUCGCACGAGCAACAGCAACAGCAACCUGUUGCCAAGCUACAUGCAAUUUACAGAAUCUGCAAGAGCCAAGGCGUCGUCGUCCCCGAAGAUGAGCCCAGAUGUGCAGGACAGCAACCCAAGGAAAAGGCACUCGUUGCCCAUGACCGACGGCAAGCAUGACUCGUCGCCUCGCAUGCAGCGAUCGUCGUCACAUGCUCAGCAAAACGUCAAGAGCAACGGGCCUGCUCCACACAGCGCGUCUGACAGGAAGUGGCAUAUCUGAUGGGUAGGCCGAGCAGCGUAUUCGAAUGUCUAGAUGGCUUUCUUGUGAUGAACUCCUGCCUUCUCCGCACACUCCAUCUAACUCGUCAAGUUUUUUAUUUUUCCUUGAUUCGUCGUUGGAAUACUGAGUAUAGUUGGAAGAAGGGCAGCAGCUGCCUCUUGAUAUGUGUAAAUUUGUUGGUUGUGUACUUGUGUUAUGUCACUGAUGUGGUUUCUGUGUGUAAUAUAUGUCGCUUUGACUUGUCAUGCAACAUUGAAGAGUAUAUGGAUUGGUCUGUUGUAUUUGGCGACAUUGAAGUUUUUGUGUGUGUGUGUGUGGAUA